AUGCAAAAGAUUCCUUACGUAUCAGCUGUUGGGAUUUUGAUGUAUGCCCAAGUCUGUACGCGUUCAGAUAUUGCAUUCAUAGUUGAGGUGUUAAGUAGAUAUUUGAACAAUCCAGGAAUGGAUAGUUGGAAAAUAGUCAAAAAGGAUGGGAGGUAUUUAAAGAGAACAAAAUAUUAUAUGCUCACAUAUAGGAGGUUAAACCAGUUAGAUAUCACUGGAUACUAUGACUCAGAUUUUGGUGGAUGCCAAGAUAGUAAAAGAGCCACUUCAGGCUAUAUCUACAUGUUGGCCGGUGGAGCAGUUUCUUGGUGCAGUGCCAAGCAAACUCUUACGGCUUUAUCCACCACGACAGCGAAAUUAAUAACAUGUUAUGAGGCAUCCAACCAUGUGAUUUGGUUGAUGAACCUUAUCACUAGGUUGCGAAUUAUGGAAGAAAUUGAAAGACCACUUAAGUUAUAUUGUGACAAUAAAUCAGUCAUUCUAUAUUCAACAAUAAUAGGAGCUCGACCAAGUCAAAAUAUAUUGAUAUCAAGUUCCUAG
Messenger RNA from Vicia villosa (hairy vetch), 540 nucleotides. Its product is annotated as secreted RxLR effector protein 161-like. The coding region runs from base 1 to 540 and encodes 179 amino acids. The record is from RefSeq and is a predicted model, not a curated record. NCBI's taxonomy places the organism in Eukaryota, Viridiplantae, Streptophyta, Magnoliopsida, Fabales, Fabaceae. The transcript has a single exon.